AUGACACCUCUUCCAAGACAUCCAGAGAUGCCCAGAAAACGCAAAAGCAGGGUAGUAAGUCAAGGUAUGAGUAUAGGACGUCUUCAGGGCGAGAAAAUUAUCUUGAUAUGCUACAACUGCAAAAAGCCAGGGCAUCAUUGGAAGAAUUGUAGGGAUCCCCCUGCGAGUGCAGUACCUCAUAUUACUUCUGCAGUUCCCGUCUGCUAUCACUGCAACGAGACGGGACACAAGAAGCCUGAAUGCCUGAAGUUGAAGACUGGUAAAGGAGACAGGGGUACAAAUCCUGCAAUUGCAUCAUCCUCUAAGGGAACCACUAUGGUGACACGAGGUCGUGCUCACCAGAUGACUGUGGAGGAGCCGGUGAUUACAACGACAGUGGCAGAAACUUAUUUGCUAGAUUCCAAGCCCGAUGUUGUUAUGUUUGAUAGCGGUGCUACCCAUUCUUUUGUAUCUCACACGUUUAUUAAUCGUUUGGGGCGUAGUAUCGGAAAAUUGGCUCACCCAAAGGUUGUCGAUGUUGUCGACAACCGCACUAUUUAUGUCACCGAUGUUUGUCGGGGUUAA
Molecule: messenger RNA, 564 nt
Organism: Lactuca sativa (garden lettuce)
Lineage: Eukaryota; Viridiplantae; Streptophyta; Magnoliopsida; Asterales; Asteraceae
Source: RefSeq, a predicted model, not a curated record